AUGGCGGCGGGCCAUAAGAUCGUGCCGGAGGAUAGGGUCCUCCUCAUCGGGGCGGCCGGGGUGGGCAAGAACUCUUUGAUAGAGCAGUUCUGCUACGGGCACGUAAGUGAAGACUACGACCCGUUCCGCGGCGAGGGCUGCCGCAAGGACAUCACCGUCGAUGGCGAGGACGGCGCGCUGGACCUCCUCGACGUCGAGUUCCGGGGAGGGGACGGCAUGCAGGGGGAGCACGACUUCGAGGGCGCCGACGCCGUCAUGAUGGUGUUCAGCGUGGCGUCGGUCGAGUCGCUGCGGUGCGCCAUGGAGGCGUACGCGUGGCUGCGGUGGCAGACGAUGAGGGCCGAGGGCCAGGUGCCCGUCGUGCUGGUGGGCAACAUGUGCGAUCUCAAGGGGCUGAGGGAGGUGUCGACCGAGACGGGGGCGCAGCUGGCGAGGGGGUUGGGGAUGGACUAUUACGAAACGUCGGCGUGGGAUGCCACGGGCGUGGAGAGGGCGUUUCUUGCGCUGGCGAGGGCGGCGAGGCAGAGGAGGAUACAGCAACGACCCGGACAAGAGCAAAAGCAGGCUGCCUCACGCCCGGGGUCCCAGGGGGAUGAGGAGGAGGAGCUUUACGGACAGCCAGCCCAGCUCAUGCACAUCCCUCCGCUCCCAAGCCAUCGACUUCGAGGCCACAGACUACUGUCCUGGGGCAGGUCGAAGCUCAACCUCGGCCGGCCCACGAGCCAGCUGUACAUGGUCCGCGACGGCGAGAGCCGCACGCAGAAGAUCCAGGAGGGCCUGCUGGAGGCGGCGCGGCGCAACGACGAGGACAUGUUCGCGUGCUACCUGCGCGCCGCGAGCCACGACGCCGACUCGGGCCCG
Molecule: messenger RNA, 861 nt
Organism: Clonostachys rhizophaga
Lineage: Eukaryota; Fungi; Ascomycota; Sordariomycetes; Hypocreales; Bionectriaceae
Source: the annotation of a GenBank genome assembly